Anisakis simplex (herring worm) is the source of this 585-nucleotide messenger RNA. The record is from the annotation of a GenBank genome assembly. NCBI's taxonomy places the organism in Eukaryota, Metazoa, Nematoda, Chromadorea, Rhabditida, Anisakidae.
AGGUUGUACGAGAAUCGUGUCAUGCACUUGACAUUAGCCAACGAACAGCAGUGCUUCGUCGAGGGAUGUGUUCAGAUUUUCGCACUGCACAUCACCGCACACCGUCCUCCGACGUUCGUCGUCCUCUCACCGAAUCCACCAAAUCUCAUGACACUUGCUCUUACCGAUCUCGACCUCUACAUCACGGGCUCGAUAUCAGGUCAACUACAGCUGCUGCCACCAAUUCCGAUCUCAUUCCCAGUAGCUGGUACUUUGUCCGUAAAGGCAGUUCGAGUUGAAGUGAAUGUCGUGUUGGAUUUACAGAAAAACAACGACGAUAAACCAUACAUACGAACCGUAUCAUGUUACAUCCGAAAAGGUGAUAUCAGUGCUAAAGUUGAGAAUAUGGGUCUUAUCACUGAUAUUGUCAAUUUCAAAUACAAGGAUGAAAUGGGUGAAAAGGCUCAUGAAGUACUGCAAAGAACGGUCUGCGGUAACGUAGAGCAAAUUGUCGAAGAAGAAUUCAACAAUCGCAUUGCUAAACUACCGAACGUUUUAUCGGUCAAGGAAAUGGUGCAAACGUUUGUGGUGAGUGAUUUGUGGUGA